ACAGGAAGUGACGCUGAAAAGCAUAAGCGCGCGGGAGUUCGAUGAUUUGUUUUUAGCUAUAGUAACUUUAACCACUACAGUUCAUUAACUUUAACUAUUAACGCCUUAGACAAUAGCCCGUCAUUACAGCACUGAAAUGUCACAUGAACCAGAUUUGCCUCAAGCUCUUGUUUCCCUUAAAAAUGUCGAUAACUUGCUUCGAUGUCCCAUCUGCUUUGAUUACCUGAACAUUUCAAUGAUGGCUCAGCAGUGCUCUCACACAUUUUGCUCCCUGUGUAUUCGGAAAUUCCUGUCCUACAAAUCGCAGUGUCCUGUGUGUAAUUUAGCUACUACAGAAACAGAUUUAAAGAACAACAGGAUUCUGGACGAUAUUGUUAAGAGCUUUCAAGCAACAAGGCAGCGGUUGUUGCAGUCACCACCCAUGUCCCCAAAGCCCCCAUCUUCCUCUGCAGCGAAGAGGGUGGCUCUGAAGAGAGAAGGCACGCUCCUCAGUCACUUCCUGCGAAAGGAGCCCUCGCGUGAGGACCCCAGACCGCCACCGGCCCGCGAGGUGGAGGGAACCGCCGCGGCGGAUGAACCGCGCGCGAUCGACAGCGGCGCGGAACUGCCGCCGCCGCCGCCGCCGGGGUCACCUGCCACCGGGUCUUCAUGUUCGCGGCCUGACCCAAGUUCCCUCCCCGCAUCGAAGGAAGGGAGCCCAGUGGUGAAAGUGGAGUGUCCCGUGUGCUUUGUGGGAAUUUCCCAGCAGUUCAUCAACAAGCACCUGGACGGCUGCCUGCGCAGGAAUGAGAAAGAGGAGAGCCUGCGGAGCUCUCUUGGGAAGAGGAAGCCUUUGGCCAAGGUAGUGUACUCCCUGCUGUCUCUGCAAGAGCUGAAGAGGAGACUGAAGGAUUUCCAGCUCUCUACCCAGGGCCCCCGGGACCAGCUGGAAAGGAGGCACCAGGAGUUUGUGCACAUGUACAAUGCACAGUGUGACUCCCUGAAUCCCAAAUCAGCACAAGACAUAGCAAAAGAGAUUGAGAAGAAUGAGAAGGCUCGCAUUCAGGCUCAGUGCAACUCCAAAUGCAUGCCCUUGUUUUCAAAAGGCCAAACUGAUAAAGAAAUUGAAGAAGUACAUUCAAAUUACAGGAAACAGCACAGCGAUGAGUUUUCUCGCCUAAUCACUGCGGUUAAAAGUCGAUGGAAGACAUCCAAAAGAGCACAGAUUGAGCAGGAAGAUAAAGGAGGCAGUGCUGGCCAGAAAGAAUUCUCAUCAGAAUCUUUAAAUGAAGACACCCUCAAUGACGAGGUUCCAGUCACGACUUUGGAAGAGAGCAGUCUGCAGAUAGAGGUCAUUCCAACAUCACCCUUAGCUCUCAGUGAUGUGUCCACCAGCAGCUCUGUCUCAGAAGUGUUCAGCUCAGAACCUGACUUAAGCCCUGAGAACAUGGAUAACCUGUGCUGUGGAAAGCGGAAAGCUUUAGCUUCCAGAGACGAAGAUUUGACUCAAUAUGGACAAAGCGGCAAGCGAGCGCGACAGAACUGACAAGAAUUUAAGAUUCAUUGCUGAGGGGAAAAAUAUUUUUUCCAUAUUCUGUCUUUUGUUUUUACUAUUCUUUUAACGCAUUAAAUAAUUUUUAACAUAUCUAUGAAAAUCACAAAAUUGUUUUUGUUUUCUCCUAGUUUGUGUGUUACUGAAAAGCACUUGAAGGAUGAAGUGACUCACCUCAUGAGUCGGUGCCUGAUCAUACCGGCAGCCAUCAAUUACUCCAGGCAGGUUCAGCUGUUAUUUAUCACGGUGCCUUCCAAUAUCAGGAUAAUAUACAGUGUCAGAGGAAAGAAUGAAUGCCUGCCUUGGCCGAUUGCAUAGAUAUCCUUGCCCUUGUGUGGAAAUAUGACGAUUUCUGAAACCGGGUGGGUUGAGAGACUCCAAGCAGGCAUAACCCAGGCUUCUCACAUUCUUUUUUUUUUCUGAUUUUUUGAAAGAAUAAGAUGAUGGGAUCGCCAGCUGAGAUCAAUUAGAGGAAUGCUCAGAUGUGCGCGCGACUGUGCAUAAUACAUUUGAAACGGAGAAGGCUUUGCAUGCAAGGGUCCUGCCUGCGAGGGCCGUACUCGCCUCAAUGUGUACUCAAUUAGAGAGCUAUAGGAUCUUAAAGCAAUGUAAACAUGGCCCAGUGGCGUGCAAGGAGGCCGAGGCUCGGAAGUGUGCUAUAAACAAGACCUUCAGUCGUGCUGAUAUCAUGUUCUGUGCACGAUGAGCUGGUUGUGUCAGCCUGGCCUUGCUUCAUGGUUGUUAUGUUUCUAGAUUCAUCCUAAAGUACAUCUUUAAACAAGUGUUCAUGUCUUUGGGGCAAUGACCAUGGUUUAUUAUUAUUAUUAUUACUGUUAUUAUUUAUCAAAUCACUCAGUUGUCAGGUAGCAUCAUAGCUGUCACCAUCAAAACACCCAGCAGUCAGUUAUGGCUAUAGCUGCACUCAUGGUCUGUGUAACUAGUUGCCAUCAAUUCACCCAAUGGUGUCUCAUGCUAUGGGACUGGCGGCUGGUAAAUUUCCCUGUGGCCUGGCAUUACCAUGGUUACUCUCAAAUCAAAAAUCUAACCGUUAUAGCUAUACCUCUAGUUAGUCGAGCCUUCCAUUAAUCAUUUAAUGACUGUAGAAACAGUCUCUUACAACCCAGUGAUCAUUUAAGACUGUUUUUAACACUUAAAGCUAAUCUGCUUGGGAUCAUUUAUGUGGAAAUGUGGCUAUGUUCAAUGGGCUUGCUUUGGGAAGAGGGGAAGGGAUGUAUGCUGCGGUGGGGCGGGGGCAGCUGCUCUCAGGACUGUCUGGAAAAAAUAAAGCUGCUUAUGAUUUCUUAGCAUGUUUAUUAGAUUAUUUUUGUGCUUUGGCAUUUUUUCCUUACAGCAGUUUACAUCAUGAAUUGUAUGUAGAAGAAAAGACCUGAGGGGCGUUUUAAAAACAUUUUAUAGAGCUUGGCCUGCGAACUCAAAUACAGAAUGUUCAAUAACUGGACUUUAAUUGGACGUUAAAUUGUUUCAUUCUCAUGGAUUAAAUGUUUUCAUUCAAGA
Molecule: messenger RNA, 3046 nt
Organism: Anguilla anguilla (European eel)
Lineage: Eukaryota; Metazoa; Chordata; Actinopteri; Anguilliformes; Anguillidae
Product: E3 ubiquitin-protein ligase RAD18-like
Exons: 13
Coding region: 137-1525 (462 amino acids)
Biological process (GO): protein monoubiquitination; DNA damage tolerance
Cellular component (GO): Rad6-Rad18 complex; nucleus
Molecular function (GO): single-stranded DNA binding; ubiquitin protein ligase activity
Source: RefSeq, a predicted model, not a curated record